Molecule: messenger RNA, 1647 nt
Organism: Archocentrus centrarchus (flier cichlid)
Lineage: Eukaryota; Metazoa; Chordata; Actinopteri; Cichliformes; Cichlidae
Gene: pdlim1
Product: PDZ and LIM domain 1 (elfin)
Exons: 7
Coding region: 181-1143 (320 amino acids)
Biological process (GO): heart development; muscle structure development; actin cytoskeleton organization
Cellular component (GO): filamentous actin; stress fiber; Z disc
Molecular function (GO): muscle alpha-actinin binding; actin binding
Source: RefSeq, a predicted model, not a curated record
CAGCGAGGAAACUUCAAAAUCUAUUCGUCCGAUUGUAACCGGAGGGUCCUCCCCCUUUGCUAAUGCUGCGGACCUUCAGUCAGCCACAAAGUUUUGGCCACGGUGCAGUAGGAAGUGAAGCAGAGGUCUGAGGCAGAUCCUUGAGGACCGUCGGCUCCGUUGAAAAUCCUUCGCAUCAUCAUGUCUCUCCGUGUGGCGCUGCAGGGUCCCGGACCGUGGGGGUUCAGGCUGGUCGGGGGAAAGGACUUCGAGCAGCCCCUGGCUAUUUCCCGGGUCAAUCCAGGGAGUAAAGCAGCCCAAGCAAAUCUGUGCAUCGGGGAUAUAAUUCUUGCAAUCGAUGGAGAACCAACAGAGAACAUGACUCACUUGGAAGCGCAGAACAAGAUCAAGGGCUGCAUAGAGGAAAUGGUGCUCUCCGUAGACAGGUCAGAAACUAAACUGUGGUCACCGCUUUCAUCUGAGGAAGGGAAGGCGCAUCCCUACAAGAUGAAUCUUGCAUCAGAGCCGCGGGAGGUGAAACACAUAGGCUCAACCCACAACAGGAGCGCCCUGCCUUUCGCUGGUUUUGGCUCCAAAGUGGUGACCAACCAGUACAACAAUCCGUCUGGGCUGUACUCUUCAGAGAACAUCAAGGACUUCAACUCAGCUGUGAGCGAAGUUAAGACCAUGGCUACAACUAAUGACCCCGGCGACAAUGCUCCAUCAGAGCCAUCGGGCAAGAGGCCACCCGUAGUAGCCGGUUCAGAAGUGUACAAGAUGCUGCAGGAGAAUCAAGAGUCUGAUGAGCCGCCUCGUCAGUCGGCUUCAUUCAAAGUGCUUCAGGAGAUUCUUGAGACGGGAGACUCAGAUAAACCAUCAGGCUUCAGGAGUGUGAAAGCACCCACAACAAAGAUUGGAUCAUCAGUGGGGAACACGGAGAAGUUACCCAUCUGUGACAAAUGUGGAUCUGGGAUUGUAGGGGUGGUUGUGAAGCUGAGGGACAAGUUCCGUCACCCUGAGUGCUACACCUGCACGGACUGCAACAUCAACCUAAAACAGAAGGGACAUUUCUUUGUGGAGAACCAGGUUUACUGUGAGACGCACGCACGAGAGCGAGUGACUCCACCCGAGGGCUACGACGUGGUCACCGUCUUUCCUAAGUAAUGCUGCUCACUGAGCUCAGCCUCGGACUGCACGCCACUAUAGGACACCAAGACAUAACCCGAGACUUACAAUAUUUAGCUGAUGCUACUCGUAAGACUAUGAAUUGGUCUCCGUUCACGCUGUACUUCUGUACUGUCACUGGUAGGCAGGACAGUAAGGAACUGUGUUUGAAAAUGUUGAUUUGCACAAAAACUUUGGCCUGUAAGAAAAGAAAAUCAAUGAAUACUGUAAGAUGGCUUUUUUUUUGUUUGUUUGUUUUUUUUAGCAUCACUUAAAAUCAUUUGAAUGACAGCCAAUAUGUUUUGAUACUCGUUGUAUAUUUCAGUGUGUUGUUUUGAAUCGUGGAAACAAAAGAAAGCCAGAGUAUGCCCACCCCAAAAAAAGUCCAUGUUUUCUGCAGUUUUUUAUUAAAUAAAUAGACAUUGUUUUAUACAGCAAAAUAAUACAAAAUACAAUAAUACAAAAUGAAUGUCAUUGCCAAAUAAACAUUUUUAGCUUAAACAA